Molecule: messenger RNA, 3228 nt
Organism: Populus trichocarpa (black cottonwood)
Lineage: Eukaryota; Viridiplantae; Streptophyta; Magnoliopsida; Malpighiales; Salicaceae
Product: receptor-like serine/threonine-protein kinase ALE2
Exons: 9
Coding region: 708-2969 (753 amino acids)
Biological process (GO): protein phosphorylation
Molecular function (GO): ATP binding; protein kinase activity
Source: RefSeq, a predicted model, not a curated record
GUGAUGUUUAUUUGCUAAAAUUGAAAGAAAGCAUACAUGGCAAUUGUUUUUACAAAUUGAUGAACUAAGUCUUGUGAUGUCAGAUAGAUAAGAUAUGGCCUUCAUUAUAAGCUCAAUGAUGCUAAUAAAUAAAGUAUAAUAUCAAGGUUCUAAAAGGUAUCGCUCCUCCUGAUGCACAUUGCUCAUGGUCUUGCAUAUCUUACUUCCUUUUUUUCUUUCUUUUUGUUUUUUGUGAGGGUAAACAGUCUGAUAUAGUAGGAUGUAUGCUGUAAGUUUGAUAUGUCUAUUUGUUUGAAGUUUCUUGUCUUAAUUACAAAAUAUGAAUCCCCAAUUUUUUCCUUCUCAAGUCUCAAUUUUAACACCAAAAUUUCAAAUUUUUAUUUUAUGUAUAAAGGAGAUGUAUAAUGAUGAGGAACUACUCAGACAAAGUGGCCGAGAUUCAUUUCGUCAAAGGAAAUCAUCUCAUUUUUUUAAGGAACUCUUUAGAAAUUCAAAUCUCAUUCCUAAUGCUUUUGUUAAAAGUACACUAACAUCAGUUUUACUUUUUGGCAAUGUGAAGAAAUUAUUCACUUUUUAUGAUUCUUUAUUGGAUUCUCCGUGGUUUUUUCUGAUCCUCUAAAUCAUGAUGCCUAUGCCCGCUGCCUAUGAACGUUCACUUUAUCUGAGAACCAGGGAGAAGGAAAAUUCUAGGACAUCCAUUACUUCAUAUGUAUUUGUCUCCUUCUUUGCAACCAAGCUGGCCAUUAUCUGUGAAAGACAUUUUUGUGAGACAUGGAAUGUCGCUUGCAAUGAAAGUGUCAUUUGCUCGAUCGCGGCCAUCUCGAAAUCACGUGGUUAAGCCUUCUUUGGGCCCUAUCCUCUCACCUGCAACUUCUUUGGUGCAUCAAGCUCUCCCCCCUGUUCCUAGCAGUGCACCCUUACCAAGACGUCAUGGUGGUCAUCAUCAUCGCCAUGUGAAACCUGUAGUGACUGCUCCAUUCCCUUCAGAAGAGCAAAGCUGUGAUCAAAUAUGCACAGAGCCACUCACUGCAUCUCUCUCUGGCUCACCUUGUGGCUGUGUUUAUCCUAUGAAAGUUAGACUUCUCCUAGAUGUGGCUCCGUAUGCUGUUUUUCCUGUAAUGAGAGAGCUAGAGAGUGAAGUUGCAGCAGGCACGUAUCUGGAACAGAGUCAAGUGAUAAUCAUGGGUGCAAGUGCUGACAGUCAGAAUCAGGGGAAAACGGUCGUGGAUAUCAACUUGGUUCCACUUGGAGAGAAGUUUGAUAAUACUACUGCAAUACUUACAUAUGAUAGAUUUUGGAAAAACAAAAUGCCUUUAAAUAUAACUCUUUUUGGUAAUUAUGAAGUUAUAUACAUUAGUUAUCCAGGGAUUCCUUCUUCACCACCAUAUCCAAACUACACGGGGAGUGGUCCGAGUGGAAGUGCAGGAGAUCUCCCCAUUACUGCUAAUUUUGCGAGCAAGACCCAGAGGAUGAAUCUUAGAACCAUCACCACCAUUGCUUUGUCAGCAUUUGUGGUUUUAGUGGUUUGCAUUGGGGCAAUUGCUGUUGUUGUGAAAUGGAGGAAGUCUGGAAGACCAUCAAGUGCUGUUGGUCCGGCAUUUACAUCCUCUAUAAAUAAAAGAUCUGGCAUUGGGUCUUUCUUGUCAAGCAGCAUUGCAAGCUCAACACCAAUGUCCCUCAUGUCCAACAUGGCUACUUGUAUGCUCUCCGUCAAAACAUUUUCAUUCGCUGAGCUUGAGAAGGCAACAGACAAGUUCAGUUCAAAGAGGAUUUUAGGUGAAGGAGGAUUUGGACGUGUUUACCUCGGGAGUGUCGAAGAUGGAACUGAAGUUGCUUUUAAGCUGCUUACAAGGGACAAUCAGAAUGGAGACCGUGAAUUUGUCGCUGAAGUUGAAAUGUUAAGUCGAUUGCAUCAUCGAAACCUUGUGAAACUUAUUGGCAUAUGUAUUGAAGGGCGCACACGCUGCUUGGUGUAUGAACUUAUUCGGAAUGGCAGUGUGGAAUCGCACUUGCAUGGUGUUGACAAGAAUAAGGGACCUCUUGACUGGGAUGCACGGUUGAAGAUUGCCCUUGGAGCAGCUAGGGGAUUGGCCUAUCUUCACGAAGAUUCCAACCCUCGUGUAAUUCAUCGAGAUUUUAAGGCUAGUAAUGUUUUACUAGAAGAUGACUUCACCCCCAAGGUCUCUGAUUUUGGCUUGGCGAGGGAAGCAACAGAAGGAAGUCAUCAUAUAUCUACUAGGGUCAUGGGAACUUUUGGGUAUGUUGCCCCUGAAUAUGCAAUGACAGGACAUUUACUUGUAAAGAGUGAUGUCUACAGUUAUGGGGUUGUGCUGCUUGAGCUUCUGUCUGGAAGAAAACCUGUGGAUAUGUCCCAACCUCCGGGACAGGAAAAUUUAGUGACUUGGGCACGCCCGCUGCUAACUACUAGAGAAGGAUUGGAGCAGUUGGUGGAUCCUUCCUUGGCAGGAAGCUAUGACUUUGAUGACAUGGCUAAAGUGGCAGCCAUUGCUGCCAUGUGUGUUCACUCAGAGGUGACUAACAGGCCAUUCAUGGGUGAAGUUGUCCAGGCUCUGAAACUGAUAUACAAUGACACAGAUGAGACUUGUGGAGACUACUGCAGUCAAAAGGAGUCCUCUGUUCUGGAAUCUGACUUCAAAUGUGAUCUUGUUCCUUCGGACAGUAGCUGGUGGAAUGCUGGCGGGACCUCCCCUCGGUUAACUUAUGGGCAGGCCUCAUCCUUCAUUACGAUGGAUUACAGUUCCGGUCCACUUGAAGAGAUGGAAAGCAGACCGUUUUCAGCUUCAAGUUUAGCUGGGGAUCGCCUGUCUCUGCCAAUUAGACACAUGAACCGUUCCGGCCCCUUGAGAACUGUAAGAAGUAAACCAGCCUUCUAUAGAUUAAGGGGCAGCGUUAGCGAACACUGGGGGCUCCUGUCAAGGCGUUUUCGGAAUGACGGAUAUUGGGUAUGAGGUUUUCUUUUAAGACUUUUCGAAGUGUACAGUUCAGGAGGACCAUUAGAUUUCUGUUUAACGGUCGAAUGAUGUAGUUUAGGUGUUUGGUAUUCAUGGGGUUUCCAUGUCUGGAGAGAUAAGAGAGACCCUUGCGUCUGAUUUUGAAAAUCCUGAUUCAUACUACACAAAGUUAAGUUGGAGAUGUAAGAUGAAUACUCCUUGUAUUGUAUAUCCAUUUAAUUGUUUAUUACGGUCCAAUGCUGUACCAGUUACCGAA